Messenger RNA from Fomitiporia mediterranea MF3/22, 429 nucleotides. RefSeq lists its product as uncharacterized. NCBI's taxonomy places the organism in Eukaryota, Fungi, Basidiomycota, Agaricomycetes, Hymenochaetales, Hymenochaetaceae. Bases 1 to 429 code for a protein of 142 amino acids. The transcript is spliced from 5 exons. The record is from RefSeq and is a predicted model, not a curated record.
AUGCAUAUCGCCUCUUUACUCUUUGCUGCCAGCCUCGCCCUGGCUCCUUCAUCUAUGGCUAAAAUUCUGUAUAGACGAUACGAUACAAACACUGGCUACUUCAGAGUGCCUGACAAUUACAAAUUCACUGGUGAUUGCGGACUGAAAUGGACAUCGGAUAAAUAUCUGGUCCUCGUGGCUCCGCAGCAAUAUAAGAACGGUACUUUGAAAAACUGUGGCAGGAACGUUGUUGUUCGCACCAAAUUUAACGAUACAACUAAAUCAGCGGUCGCAAAAGUUGUUGGCUAUUGUGGUGAUUGCCCGGAUCGCGACAUUGAUCUGAGUGCCUCUCUUUAUGACUUUCUUGCCCCGGAAGGUGUAGAUCCCAAGAAGACACCGCUCAUGAACGGCACAUGGGACUGGUUGGGAGUUCCAUUCAACUCAACAUGA